GGCGGGGCCGGCAGUCAGACGGGUCUGGCGGCUGGGGGGCGGUGGCCAUUUGCGCGACACCCUCGGCGGCAGGGUCGCUGUCGCCCGGCUGGGAAACCCGUGCUGCGCCAGAGCGGCUGUCUGUCUGUCCGGGGCUCGGUCCGCAUCCGCAGGUGUCGCCAUGCCGUGCCCCUGGCCGCCCUGGCUGCAGCGCGCCGCCCCGCCGGCUGCCCCUGGCUCCCCCUGCAACGCCGCCCCCGCGCGUGACAGCGAGGAUGAGGAAGAGGAGGACGAUGUGGACGGCAGCCCGGGCUCCGACCCCAUGCUGCCGCCGCCCUCGCCAGCCGAGUGCCUCAUCUGCGUGUCGCCCUUCGACGACGCCUUCAAGCUGCCCAAGCGCCUGGACUGCGAGCACGUGUUCUGCCUCGAGUGCCUGGCGCGCCUGUCGCUGGCCACGGCGGGCGGAGGCGCCGCGCUGUCCUGCCCCGUGUGCCGCGCGCCCACGCGCCUCGCCCCGCGCCGCCAGCUGCCCGCGCUGCCCACGCCGCCCGACCUGCUGCCGCGCACGCCCCGCGCCGGCUCCGUGCGCUUCGACCGGCGGCACGGGCUGCUGUACGUGCGGGCGCCCGCGCCCAUGCCCGGCCUGCCCCGCAAGGCCCCCGCGCCGCCGCCGCUGCGCCUCGGCCGCCCGCUGUCCCGCCGCCAGGCGCUGCGCGACUCGGCCUGGGCCUUCAACGCGGCCGUGGGGCUGGCGGUGCUGGUGGCCGCGGGGCUGGUGGUGUCGGGCGUCUACAUCUUCCUGCUCAUCCCGCACGCCUCGCCCGGGCGCCCGCAGCUCGUGGCCUUCGCGCCGCCGCCCGGCUUCUCCUGGCUGCCCCCGCAGCAGCGGCCCUGGCUGACUGUCACGUCGGGCCCGUGGCUCGGCGCCCCCAAGCCCGCGGCGCCCAACCCCAAGCCGGCGCCCUACCAGCCGCCCGCGCCCAGGGAGCCCGCGCCCCCACCCCGGGAGCCCGCGCCCAAACCCCCGGAGCCCGCGCCCCUGGGCGGCCACCCCGACCCCCCCGACGGCCCGCCCCAGCCCGCGCUCGAGCCCGCGUCCGUGGAGGCCACGCUCAACCAGACGCGCCCUGGGACCCCGGACCGCGAGUAGAGCAGAGCGCUGUCCCGGGCCUGGGGCUGGGGAGGGGGUUUGCACCCAGGGGCUCCCCUGGGGGUGGUGAGGGAGGGGAAGGGAGCCCCCCC
This is a messenger RNA of Erinaceus europaeus (western European hedgehog), 1221 nucleotides long. It is a transcript of the gene RNF225, whose product is annotated as ring finger protein 225. Gene Ontology annotation, molecular function: ubiquitin protein ligase activity. The transcript has 2 exons. Bases 161 to 1129 code for a protein of 322 amino acids. Gene Ontology annotation, biological process: protein ubiquitination. The record is from RefSeq and is a predicted model, not a curated record. Lineage: Eukaryota; Metazoa; Chordata; Mammalia; Eulipotyphla; Erinaceidae.